Messenger RNA from Cotesia glomerata, 2523 nucleotides. RefSeq names its product 6-phosphofructo-2-kinase/fructose-2,6-bisphosphatase (gene Pfrx). Gene Ontology annotation, biological process: fructose metabolic process; fructose 2,6-bisphosphate metabolic process. The transcript has 7 exons. Gene Ontology annotation, molecular function: ATP binding; 6-phosphofructo-2-kinase activity; fructose-2,6-bisphosphate 2-phosphatase activity. The record is from RefSeq and is a predicted model, not a curated record. Gene Ontology annotation, cellular component: cytosol. Lineage: Eukaryota; Metazoa; Arthropoda; Insecta; Hymenoptera; Braconidae. The coding region runs from base 527 to 1954 and encodes 475 amino acids.
UUAAAAGAAAUUUUUUUUUUUAUUUAUAUAUACAUUACUGCGCUCUUGUCAAUUGUGUAUGUAGUAAUAAUGACAUAUUAUUAAAGUGCGCGUGCGUUUAAACAUUCAAAAGCUUGCAAUUGAAAGCCACCACGCACUCUCAGCUCUACUCUGAUAUAUCAUCAGCUAUCACUUUACCAUCGAACCAGUUACUGGUUAAAAGUGAUCACUGCAACAGUAUCGUUUAUUAUUAUUAAUAAUAAGUUAUUAUUAAAAUAAAAAAGUGAAAAAGUUUAUUUAAUUAUAAAAAUAAUAAUAAUAAUUAUGAAUAAUAUUACUAAAUCUCGUCCUUGACCAGACAAUAAGACUUUAAAAGUCUUCUGUAAUAUCUUUUAAAAUUUGAGGGUUAAAAAAUAUAAAAUUUUGUCUGUGAUCUUAUAAAUUUUUAUGUUGUUGAGUAUUUAGUUUUUUUAAAAAAUUAAAAAAGUAUUUGUGUGAUAUUUUACUUUAAAAUUACAACUGGGUAUUUUUAUAAAUAAAAUUACCAAUGAGCAAGAUGACUGAUCGAAACACCGAGGGGCAUUAUACACCACCGACCUCAGAUACUAUUCAAACAAAGCCAUUUCCCAUUCGAGGUGAACGAGAAAAUUUUGUAAAUAAGCCUCAUGUAAUAGCAAUGGUCGGCUUACCAGCACGUGGAAAAACAUAUAUAUCAAAAAAAUUAUGUAGAUACUUAAACUGGAUUGGUAUAAACACGAAGGUCUUCAAUUUAGGUGAAUAUAGACGACAUGCUACAACAGCAUACAAAUGUCAUGAUUUUUUUCGUCCUGAUAAUAUAAAAGCGAUGGCUAUAAGAACCCAGUGCGCUGUUGAUGCGCUUAAUGAUGUUUGUCAUUGGCUGGAGAGCGGUGACGGCGAAGUUGCUGUUUUUGAUGCCACUAAUUCAACAACCGAAAGGAGACAAAUGAUUCAUGAUAUUGUUGUUGAAAAAAUGGGAUUUAAACUUUUUUUUGUAGAGUCUAUUUGUGACGAUCCGGAAAUUGUUGAACAAAAUAUUAUGGAGGUAAAGGUAAGCAGUCCAGAUUAUGCGAAUAUGAAUAAAGAAGAAGUACUAGCGGAUUUUACGCUAAGAAUUGAACAUUAUCAGGAAAAAUACGAGGCACUAGACGAGAGUAAAGAACCUAAUUUGUCAUUUAUGAAAAUAUACAAUACUGGAGAAAAGGUGCUGGUGUAUAAACAUGAGGGUCAUAUACAAAGUAGAAUAGUUUAUUACUUGAUGAAUAUUCACAUUGUACCGCGCACUAUUUAUUUAACGAGGCACGGUGAGAGUAUGAUGAAUUUAGAAGGAAGAAUCGGAGGUAAUCCCGAUCUCAGCGAUCGAGGACGACAAUACGUCAAAGCACUUGCUGAAUAUAUUGAUGAACAGGAUAUACAGAAUUUACGUGUAUGGACUAGCUGGUUGAAGAGAACUAUUCAAACAGCUGCUGACGUUAAUGCUCCACAGGAAAGGUGGAAAGCUUUAAAUGAAAUUGAUGCUGGAAUAUGUGAAGAAAUGACUUAUGAAGAAAUAGCUAGUAAAUACCCAACAGAUUUUGCUGCACGGGACCAAAAUAAAUUUUCAUACCGUUAUCCAAGAGGUGAGAGUUAUGAAGAUUUAGUAGCUCGCCUUGAACCGGUGAUAAUGGAACUCGAGAGACAAGGAAAUGUUUUAGUUGUUACUCACCAAGCUGUUCUACGUUGUUUACUUGCUUAUUUUCUUGACAAGAACUCUGAAUAUAUAUCUCUUUUAGAUGAGUUACCAUACUUACAAGUACCUUUGCAUACGAUAUUAAAAUUAACACCAGUUGCAUAUGGUUGCAAAGUAGAGCGGAUUCGGUUACCGAUAGAUGCAGUGGAUACCCAUCGACCAAAACCAAAGAUCCCCGGAUAUUUGGAGGAGAGAUUCAGAUCCAAAGGGGAAAAUCAACACACCUGAUAGCUAUCAUUUAAUAAUAUUUAAUUAAAUUUAAUUUAAUUUGAUCAAUAUUAUUAUUUUAAUUAUUACUAUUACUAUUGCCAAUUUAAAUUCACAUCAGUAUGAUUAUGGUUCUUUAUAAUAUAAUUAUUUUCCAUCCUGUUUGUUUACCUGAUUUUGUUGAUGAUUAGCAGCAUUUUUGAGGCAGCAGGCUGCCAAGUCAGAGCUUCAUGUAGUGCCAAAUUAUUUUCUAUUUAAUUAUUAUGUUAUUAAUUAUUCGUGAUUAUUGAUAAUUGAUGUAUACGAAUAGUUUGAAUAAUUCUAGUGUUUUAUAUUUUGAAUUGAACAAAAAAAAAUACGCGGGCAUUUAAUCAUUUUAUUUUUGAUGCUUAAUGAUAAUGUGAUAAAAAUGCUCAAGGCAGUGUGUGAAUAUUUAAUUGGUGAUUAUUAAUUAUAUUAGUAUGAUUAUUUUAUUUUUUUUUGAUUAUCAAAUAUCAUAAAUGUGUUCUUUAUUGAUCGAUUUACGUUUACUAACCGUCUUGAAUAAACAGCUAAUACUUCCUUCUCAAUAAAAUAAUAAAUAAAAUUUU